AUGACGGACUUACAAUCGAGAAAUCGAAUUCAGGAGGUGAUGGUACGCGCUGCGGCGCAUGCCAAAAGAGAGGAAUCCUAUCGGCAGGGCGGUUUUGAGUUUAUUUGCCGCGCUGGGCAUAUUCUCGAAUCGGCGUGUCGGCACGAUGUGAACGCGGCGUUCGAGGAGACCGCUUGCAUGAGGUGCCUCUAUCAAUCCGAAUUGCGGCUUCCCGAGUUGCCGGAGAUGGUUUUUCCGCGAAACGCGUUGACAAUCAAAUUUCGCGGUGGGACCAUCGAGCUGAACGCACUCGACGCGCUCAAAAUGGUGUGUCCCGAUAAGUUGCCCGAUGUGAAAGUGGGUCCGUCGACGGUUUGGCAGAGCGCCAGACAAGAGCGCCUCAAGAUGAUCACCGAGCAGCAUCAGCCGUUUGAUUGGACGUAUACGACGCACUAUAAGGGCACAGUAGCCGGGUGUACUGUAGAAGCGACUGAGGAGAAGAUCGACAUGGAGCGAUUGAAGCGAAGAGAUCAGAUCAUGUUCCAUUCGAGUGUCACGUUGUUUGAAGACGAGCUCGCCGAUCAUGGAAUCGCGCAAUUAUCGGCGAGAAUUCGCGUCAUGGAUGCCGGAUAUUUCUUUGUGCUUCUCCGAUUCUACAUGAGGGUUGAUAAUGUGCUGUUAAGGGUGUGCGAUACGCGAAUUGUCGGCGAUGACAAUUCGAAUUUUGUGAUUCGCGAGUGGCAGUUAAGAGAGGCCAAAUAUGAGCAGUUGAAGCAUGUGUUUCCUGAUGAUUUGUUGGAUAUUGACCGCGCUUGGAUGCACUUGCCAGUGAUUCAAUCGACAUGUGAAAAGAUUACAGCAAAUUCUUGA
This is a messenger RNA of Caenorhabditis bovis, 849 nucleotides long. The record is from the annotation of a GenBank genome assembly. NCBI's taxonomy places the organism in Eukaryota, Metazoa, Nematoda, Chromadorea, Rhabditida, Rhabditidae.